Torulaspora delbrueckii is the source of this 1959-nucleotide messenger RNA. It is a transcript of the gene CBP1, whose product is annotated as Cbp1p. NCBI's taxonomy places the organism in Eukaryota, Fungi, Ascomycota, Saccharomycetes, Saccharomycetales, Saccharomycetaceae. The coding region runs from base 1 to 1959 and encodes 652 amino acids. The transcript has a single exon. The record is from RefSeq and is a predicted model, not a curated record.
AUGCUUCCGCGUUCAACCAAUGCUAGAUUGACGGCCAACCUAGUGAGAUCACUCUACCAUGCAGGACAUAGAUCCAAAAUAAAACUUAGACCAUAUACAACUGUGUGUUCAAAAACAGAUGAUAUUAUCAGAGUUCUUCAGAGAAACAAACUAAUAAGGAAUGAGGAUAAACCAUUAUUUCGGCACUACUGGGAUUUUCUUUCAAAUAAUCAAACGAAUCUUCCAGAAACAGUACUCGGAAGUAUGCCUUUAGAUUCAGUCAUUCAGUUUGUUCAAGCAAAUAAACAAAACUCUUCCACGGUAAGAGGUCUCUAUAGAAGAGAACUUAUUUUCAAUUGGGAUAAAGAUAUGAACAAAGUAAAAGAACUUAUAGAAAAACUUCAAAUAUCCGAAGGAUCAAUAAACUCAAAACAAGAUGUUCUAGCACUCUGCAUCAAUGACUCUCUCGAAACUAGGGAUGUCAUCAUUGCAGCAGAAAUUUACAUCCUUUAUUACACACUGAAUACUAUUGAACCUUUAAAUGAUGAUCUCUGUCGCAAGAUAGUUACAGCGCUAGCUUUCGAACAUCCUCGUUACGACCACAUCCACUUGAUGAAAUAUCUCAACCUUCACGAUCUAUAUGACAACAGAAAUGAAAGAAUACCACUCACCCAGACACAAAUUGUAUCAUUAUGCAACAAAGCAAUUGCCUUAGAGAAUUCACCAAUACUUACUAAGCAAACGCUAAAUAGAUUGAUGGACAUCGAGUUAACCUCAAGUGAAGGCUCCAGAAGCAACAAGAUAAUAGCAGCUUAUCACUUGAUUGAGAAAGAUUGCCUUAUAAACAAUGUUGCAGGUGUUUACUUCACAUGGACUGCAAUACAGAAUUAUUACACUUCAAUAGCCAGACAUGAUCCAAGAAUGAUUCACAAGAUAAUAAAACUAUUUACUCGCCAUAAGGCCUAUAGAACCACUUGCAAACAAAUCAUUUCAAACUUACCACCUGAGUAUUAUUCCAACAAUCCGUUAAUACUACCGACAAUUAUUGAUUAUGCGACCAAAGUUGGGAACUUAUCUUUGGCGAAAGAAUUAAUGGUCAACGUCAAUAAACACCUUCUACCCCAAAACACUCAAAUUGUGUUGUUCAGUAGGCGUUGUUUGUCAUCUUUUCUUCGAAUGCAUUUAAAGUUCAAAGACUCAAAAGGUGUAGACCGUGUAUUGAAGCAAAUUCAGGAUAGUUUCGGGAAACAUUCAGAAGAGAAUCUAUUAGCAAUUGUGGCACAUUUAGUGGAAGUCAAAUCUUCUGAAAAUUUGACAAAAGCAGUGCAACUAGUCGAAAAGAUACCGCUAAGAAAAGCAUUAUCAGCAUAUGGCUCGAUUAUAAACAAACUUGUUGAGUGGCAGAUAGCAUCUGAUGAAAGAUUCGAUGCUAAAUCCAUGCCUAUAUUAAACAAACUUUUGGAAAGAGCUCAUAGGCAGGAUCCUUUGCACAAAAAUCGAUUGUGGAACGUUAUUGCAUCUCUGUUUAUCAAGAAGAUUGUCCAUUACAGAAAUUUCCAACGGCCAAGCGACAAAGCCACCCAUCUUCUCUCAUCAAAACGAUUCAACACAACGAAUUUAGACCUGGCUAAGCUCAUUUACAUCAAAAGCAAUGAUAGAAACAUCACUCCCAGUGACACUGAUAUAAAUCCAUUUGCUAAUACAUCACCACAGCAUGUCCUCCUCAAAAUAACGGAAGGAAAUAGAUUGAUCAUUUUACGAAACAUAGCAUUAGCCGCCAUCAAAGGACAACGAAAGGACAUCUUCCUCUGGUGCUGCUCAAACCUCUACCAAGCUGGUAUGCCUACAAAAGAAUUACUAUUAGAUUGGAAUAAAAUGUUGAACAACGAGAUUAGAAACGCACAUUUUGUUGAAGUAAAACAAAUGGAGGAAGAAUUAACGAUCCACGGGCUGCCCUUUCUCAGAAAGGCGUUUAGUUAA